Nomia melanderi (Alkali bee) is the source of this 3660-nucleotide messenger RNA. RefSeq lists its product as uncharacterized. The record is from RefSeq and is a predicted model, not a curated record. NCBI's taxonomy places the organism in Eukaryota, Metazoa, Arthropoda, Insecta, Hymenoptera, Halictidae.
AACGGUAUCUCUGGGCCCGGUGUUCCUUCCCGGCUGAAACUCGUGGAAAGUGCUGCGCGCUCCGGUUCACGAUACUCUAUUCAGAGGGACGGAACAAGAGAGAGGAAGAAGAGUGGAGGAAGAGAGGCGGAAGAGAGGAAGACGGAGAGGAGCAUUCGUCGAAGAAAGGCGUGCUCGCGAGGUUUUGGGAUCUCUCGGUGGGACGCGCGUAUCCCGAUUAUCUGCCGAUCCUUAUCCGUCGUCUCUCCCUGGUCGGAUUCGGAAGUCCCAUUCCUCCCGAUACUGCCGAUUGAUCGCCGACAUUCUUCUCAUAUGUUGGUUACUCGAUGGACGUCGCGUAUCCGUUCGGACCGUGCCGCGGUUGAAGUAUCGUUCCCCGAUUGCGAGUGCCAGUGAGUGGAAUAGAUCGAGCAUCGGACGAAAGAAUGAGGCACACGAACCUUAGAAGAACGCUCGUGCUACUGAUCGUCGCGAACGCGGUUUACAGUCCAAAUGCGACCGUAAUCACGAGCGACGGCCUUCAAGGCUACGACCCUCAGUUCAUGGUCGGCUGUUACUUUCCCGCGGAAUUUCAGGGUGAGUUCGUGACACAGGUGAGCGGAAAGGAAGCCAGCGAUGCGACCGGCGUGCAGCCCAUUCAGUACUCCACCAUCAACAUCAUGUUCAACGCGAUACCGGUGUGGGGUUACUGCCACAGGAGGGUCGGCGAUAACGUGUUGCUAAUGGACAGGUACGGCGAUGGCGGCGAGUGCAUCCGAUGCUUCCGGUUGACGAGGAGGUCGAGGAACGUCAUCGAAGUGUUCUCGGAGGAUCUGAAUAGGUGUUACACCACUAUAUCCACCGCUUUGGCUUCUUGCGACAUGCUGAACUCUACGUCCAUCUUGUACCGUACCAAAGAGAUCGGAAAUGUUCCUAUUCGAAACGAGUACUGCCCCAUAACCGGACAGUACCAUUUCAAGUACAGCUUAAACAAUGGAUCCGAACGUGCCAUCGAAUGCAACAGCUUCUCCUCGUCGUUCAACAACUGUCCCGAUGGCUCGGUGCUGAGGCUGCAUUUCAAUUGUUGCACCUUUGAGUCUCAAACGAACCUUUCGUUCAAUUGCUUGGGCAACUGGCCCGGUCCAAAUGGGUCCACUUACUUCGCUCUGUUGGACAACAAUGCGAUUAGCGAGGGCAAGCCUCAAUAUAGAUGCGGGUUGUUCCACGUUGACAAUAUCAAAGGGAAAACGUAUAUGGCGCUCAGCAGCGACUCGAGUUGCACCCAGAAUUUGAAUAAUUCGACCAGCGGAUACGAGACGUUGGUGCUCAGCAAGGUGCCCAAUCAGAAGAAGAUGCCGAACUACGUGAAGACUCAUGUAGCGACAUUUCCAAAAUGGGCUCAAGGACUGUGGGAAGAGUCGCUUAUCGUCAAUGGUACAAUGACUUUCACCGAUCUGAACGGCUACAAUAGUUACACUUUCAUUACGGUCGACUCGAACGAAGAGACUGGUCGCUACAUUGUUUAUUCGAAGGAUCAGUGCGAGCAAGCGGCUUACUUGUGCUUAAUGAUGAGGCAACGAAGUGAAAACGUAUUGGAAUUCACAAUAGGAAUGGUAUUAAGUCCUGUUUACAAGCCGUACUUAUGCGACGAUCCGAAUUUAGACAAACCUGUGUGGAUGACACAAGCGCGAGUCGAACGCGCCGUGGAAUCACCUUGUCCAAUCACUGGCCAAUACAUGGGAAUGAUAACUGACCUGUCGGGAAUGUGCGCCGAAUUAAGUAGCAAUUGCAACACUCGCGAGAUAAUGUACUUCAAAGUCACCGAUUGCGAGUCCGGAGAACUUUACGAGGAACGAACGUACUUGUGUUUGGGACAGUGGGAAGAGAAAGGUGUCAUGUACACGUACACCAUGAGAAAUGAUACCAGCACGAACGAAUGUUUUGUCGGGUUGAUAGUGAACGACGAGGAAAUCUACAUCAAGGAAGCCGGAGAUCACUGCAUUCGAAACAUUGAUCCUAAAAAGGAAGGAAUGCGCCUGUACAAAAAAGGUCAGUGUUAUGGUAACUCCCCGAGUCCUGCGCCGACACCGAUGAAACCAAUUCCUCGUAAUCCAAUAAUGAGAAUUGCGACAACACCACGGUCUACGAUAUCAGAAACUGGCGGUAUACCGGGAAACAAUAUUCCAUCCUUGUCUUCCGGUAAAGCUAAUGGAUCAUGCGGUUUUGUGAUACUGGUAUCGAUACUUACUCUCGCUAAAAGUGUUUAUACAUAUGUCUGAGUAAGUAUACUGCCAUUAGCGAUAACGAGCUAGCGAAUGAAAUAUUUUUGUGUGACCAAUGCGAACCAGGAUACCCUAAGAGUGCGUAGAAAUCGUGUCAUUCGAUUAACUUGGAUUAACUUUGUACUCGAAUAGAAACUGGCUUCUACAAGAGGAUUUACAAAAUUGAAUUUUCAGUUAGAUCAACUGAACAUGAUCUGCGUGAAUGGUAUAAAAUUUCAAAUACCAAAAACUAUGUCUACCAUCCGUUUUACUCUUGAUGAUGCGUAGAAUCACUUUUAUAGAUGAAUAAACGUUACUAACUAACGACGUUCUCGCCAAACACUGCCUUGUAAGAUACAAGUAGUAGGAAACUAAAAACUUAUAUCGCUAGGAGAAUCCAAAGAACGCAACAUCCAGUAUCUGUUUUUAACGCAUCGCUCAUAUUCUCUCUAAUACUGUAUGAAACUUUUUUUUAGUCGAAUUUACUAAUUACGUGGUUACAGCACAAUUACUGCCACAAUACAUUAAUGAAAAGACUAUCUGUAAUAUACAAGAGAUCUUACCUUUCCUUUGAAUUUUGUAUUUUUCAUAGCAAGUAGGCUGUACAAUACUUUGUGAUUGCUUCACGGACAAUUUAAUCACGCAAUUUUUAAUACUUUACAUUAUUUUAAUAACUAAAUUAUGAAUAUGAAGAAUACCGAACACUGAAUAUAAAGAUACAAAAUUCAAUAGAAUGAUCGAGUACGUGUAACUGUUCUUAUUAAUUAAUAAAUAAGACUGACUCUAUUAACUCUAUUCUAUGAGGAUAGUUCCACGUGAAAAAUAUUGCUUGAUCGAACCGUUUCCGGUGGACUAUUCCGUGCAUUAGUAACUAUAAUAACUUACAUUUAAAUGCAUUUAAAUUUACAUUGUUACUUAUAGAAAAGAAACAAGACUAUUUUAUAACAAAUUGUCUAUUAUAAUACUGUUUAACAACGAACCCUGUAAAAAAAGAAACAAAUAUUUAAAGCAAUAUCAUGUGAAAAAAUCUAUUUUAUUAUGUAUACAACUUUACACUCAUAGUAAUACAUAUAUAAAAGAAAACACAGAAAGUAAAUUGUAAUACUAAUAGUUAAGGUAUCAUUACGUGUAAUUAUUUCUGUGAUUUUUUCAAAAAUUGUUUAACAAUAGUAAGUUAUAUAUACGUUACAGUUUGUAUAAAAUAUUGUAAACAAAUCUCAUAUUUAUGAUGCAUGUAGGACUUUCAUCUGCAAGUAUUAUAUGAAAUGGUACUUUUAUAAAAUACUUUUACGACUUGUUUUUAUAUUUAUGUGUAAAUGUAUAUACUGAAAUAUGUAUUUGUAAACUUGGCGUUUCAUUUAUUAGCGUAUAAUUUUAAUAACGUACUCGGUAAUAUACAUAAUGUAGAUAACAUUUUCAC